UAAACAACUUAAAUGUAACGUAUUACGAUCAUAAACGUAAGCAUACUCAUUUUUGAAAAUCAUAAAAGAAAAGAAGGCGGUUUGAAUCUAAACACAUCAAAAAGAAAUACUUAGGAUAGCCGCAACACGAUACGGCGAAUGAAUUGGCUAUCGUUCGAUUCCAUUGGUUUAAUACAUGUGCAUGCUGAGCUGCAAACAUCUCAUUUUUGAAAGAAAAGGUCAACACGAUGUAUUCAACAGCACUAUCCAUGUUAGUCUUCACGGGUGCGGUGAUCUCUGGGCUUUGCCAAGAGGCCAAAGAGACUUGUCAAAUUGGGGAAUACACGUGUAAAUGUAAAUCAGUGGGGGGUCACACUGAAGUACUUUGUAUUAAUAUCAGCGAUACAAUACUAAAGAAGCUGCAUCCCCCACCAGAGAAAAACAUUAAUUCAUUAAGUUUGGCUUAUAACCGAAUAGAACAGGCCCCCAACGACGCAUUUGAUUCUCUGAACGCUACACUUCAGAAUUUAACAUUAACUCACAAUAACUUGGAAAGAAUACCAGCGAGUAUCCUAACACUUUCAAAAAUGCAGGAAAUAUUAUUGGAUUUCAAUUCCAUUUCUGUCGUUAGUAAUAACACGUUCCAAGGUCUUACACAGCUACGUAGGAUUAACCUGAACAAGAACAAGAUUGAAACAAUUGAAAAUCAAGCUUUUCAAGGACUGGACUGUUUGACAAAUCUAGAGAUGCAAGGAAAUGGCUUGAGAUCUGUACCCACUCAAGCAUUAAGUGUCUUGGAGUCCCUUGAGGUGUUGAUACUGUCAGAUAACUAUAUUAAAUCGAUUCCUUCGGGUGCUUUCACGAGCAACAUACGAUUGAAAAACAUUGACUUAUCUCGUAAUGAAUUAGUUAUAGCUAAUUCCAUUGAUGCGUUUGUCGGGUUGGAAUGCACACUUGAAGUGUUGAACUUGGGGUUCAACUUCCUCACAGAAGUCCCCUCUAAUGCCCUGAAUCGUCUAAGUAGUUUGAAAAUACUAGACCUGCGUAAUAACUUUUUCAGGAACGUCUCAGCUAAUGCUUUCACUGGCUUGUCAUCACUUGCUAAAUUGUUGCUCCAGGGUGGAACAAUCACUAACAUAGAUGAUAAUGCUUUGGUAGGCCUUGAAAACACACUAAAUACACUCAACCUUGGAAGUAAUGAAAUUGAAAGCAUUGACCUCUGUAUGAUGAACCCGUUCACAAGUCUGAACGAUUUUUACAUCUCCUAUAACAGCAUCCCGUGUAAUUGUUCAUAUAUUUGGCUGAGAAAAUGGUUAAGUCGCAGUUAUUACAAAAGUAAUUGCUUAUCGGAUAAAACUGUAUCAGGAUUUCAAGAAUGGGAAAGUUUUCUUAAUAAUUGUCAGAAUAUCCAAAUAACAAAUUGUAGCAGCCCCUCUGUAGCAGAAGAACCACCAACUGGUAAAGUGUGUAAGGCAACAGAUGUAGCAUCAUGCAGUGUAGUCCCAAAUGAGUCAAUAACACCAACAACCAUAACUCAACCAACUGUUGGACUAACAACUCAUACAGGACCAACGUCAGAAUCAGUGUUAGUAUCGACUCAAACAUUAUUGACCUCAGUAGCAACACAAGCAGAAGCAACGUCAGUAGCAACACAAGGAUUACCGGCGUCAUUACCAACACGAGUACUCGCAACGUCAGAGCCAACACAUGAAUUAUUGACUUCAGUACCGACACAAGUAGUAGCAAUGUCAGUAUCAACACAAGCAUUAUCGCCAUUAUUACCAUCACAAGCUCUCACAACGUCAUUAUCAAAAUCUGCACCAACACCACCACUUGCGUCAGCAAUGAUAGAAUCAGAAUGGAUCCCAACACUUACAACAUCAGUACCAAAACGAGCACAGAUAGUAUCAGUACCAACAGUAACACCAAUGUCUGUUUCAACUUUACCAGCACCAUCAGUAAACACAAAACCAACAACCAACAUAUCAAAUAAUGACACAGGUAAACCAAGCGAAUCACAAAAUACCGGAAUGAUAGCAGGUGUAGUGGUGUCAUUAGUGCUGUUAGCAAUUCUCAUAGCUCUUGCAAUUUAUUUCAUAAUCUACAAGCGAAAGGCCGGACAAUGUAUGUUACGUUCCCAUAGCAUCAGAUCAAGAGGAUAUAGAGAAACAGACGCAUUAGUCCUGCGUUAA
Messenger RNA from Owenia fusiformis, 2171 nucleotides. The record is from the annotation of a GenBank genome assembly. NCBI's taxonomy places the organism in Eukaryota, Metazoa, Annelida, Polychaeta, Sabellida, Oweniidae.